AUGCCCACGCUUCUAGAAAUUCUUUCGAGACCAAUCCCACCGAUUGUGUGCAAGGCGGCAGAAGGUAGCCUCACCUUCCACCGAGACUGGAAACCUGUGGAGAGGUUAGCAGUGUGGAAGGAGUUUAGCUAUGACAAUGUGAUGAAGUUGUUCGAGGAAGUCCUUCAAUUCGAUUUUCGGGCAGAUAUUCAUGAACCUAGCCGGGAGCUGACAUCGAACGAGAAAGAUGUCUGGGGUGAAGACAGCCUAAAACAUACGCUCAGCCGGAGUCUGGUUCCCGUGAUACCCCAGUGCCUGGCAAAGAGAUGGGAUCGAAUGCACCCGGCUCUUCAACAAGCUCCAGCCGAACUCGUCCCCAGUGGCUUCGCCAAAGUAUCUUCCAAAUGGACCUCUGGGGGGGUCCGGAAACGAAACUAUCGUUACCCUUUUGCUCAGGUCCAAUUCUACUGCAUGCAAAACCAUACUCGGUAUGGGUGGAUCAUCACCGACCGAGAACUUGUGGUCAUUCGCUGCAGCGUGCAAGAGUCGAGUAGUAGUAGUGGCUUUGGAGGAGCUGUCAGUACCCCUCGAAGGCCAAGGCCAUUGUCCUAUUCGGCCCAAAUCCUCACAUCUCCAAGCUCCCACUCGGAUCCCAGUUUUGCCUCCAUUGCCGGCUACGUGGAUGACGGCUCCGACUAUGAACCCGGCCUAUUGGAAUGGCAAAGUAUUCCAUUCGACGCACAGGGUCCAGGCAUCCUGACUGUCCGACUUGCCUUGUGGGCGCUUGCGAUGCUGGGUGCCGCCGAGGUUUCAACCACUCUGCAGAGUCAAUAUCACCCUCUUCAUAGUUACACCAGCCUGGACGAGGGAUUCAUCCAUCUAUCGACCGGUCAUAUGACGUUCGAUGAUUACGACGACGCCAGCCAUGUUUUCACGCGCAACGACAGGUCGGUAUCUUACGACAAUAACUUUUCUUCCUUCCACGCUGAGGAUGUGCACCACAUAUUGUGGGAUGAAUCGACUCGGAAGUGGAAGGUAAUCCUCUUGGAUCCAAUCGCUCCCAAUUACACCGUCCCCGUUCAAAACGAGUUUUGGAGCCGGUUGAGGGCAGCCAGCUACUCAUGGGAACAGAUGGGCCAGGGGGAAUAUGGUUGGGUUCGGUUAGGUCGACAGAGGCCACUUUUCCCCCCUUUGAUUUGGCAAUCUGGCUCUUGA
Messenger RNA from Aspergillus sclerotioniger CBS 115572, 1194 nucleotides. RefSeq lists its product as uncharacterized. Lineage: Eukaryota; Fungi; Ascomycota; Eurotiomycetes; Eurotiales; Aspergillaceae. The record is from RefSeq and is a predicted model, not a curated record. The transcript has a single exon. Bases 1 to 1194 code for a protein of 397 amino acids.